AUUAAAUUGAUAAAAAUAACAUUUUAUACUUUUUAGGAAUCUCGUGUGCAAAUGCCUUCAUAAAAAACCCAAAAUUCUCCAAGAAGCAUUUGAAAUCUCCACUUAAAACAAAAUAUCUAACAUCUCCAGCAUUUAGUAAUCAGUAUGUAACAAAAGGAACUUUAUAUAUUCCGUAUGCUGAAAUAAAAGAGCCGUUUUACGCUUGGUAUGAUGGGGAGCUAGGAUCAAGUCGUAUCGAUUAUUACGGAGGAAUGGUGAAAACAUUCCAGCUUAGCGGUGAUGGAAGUCACGGAUCGAGUAUCAAAAUAGCUCCGAUGACUACUGAACAGGAAUUGAAUAAAGAGUCAUGUUUCAAAAUUUACGGAGACGAUCAAAUGGCUAUCCAGCCGCAAACAAUUCUUCCAGAUACGAGUGGCAUGCAGUGCAUCGGGGAAGAAGUAAUUGAUGGGGUUCCUUGUGAAAAAUGGCGCCUCGUAGAGAAGUUUGGUGAAAAAACUAAUAAAUAUACUCUUUGGAUUAGAUACAAGAAAUCACUUGAUAAUGGAGUAAAACAAGCUAUUCCAGUAAGAUACGAGAUGAAAGGAUUUAAUUCACUUUUAGGAUCUCAUUAUGAUCAUUAUUAUUUGGAUUAUGAUUGGUAUUCAUAUGAAACUCCAGAUGCAAAUGUUUUCCACAUUGCUAGCAACAUGUCAUGCACUAGUUUCCCAGGACCAGGAGACCGACAUCUGUAUACAUUCAAUCCUAUGCGUGAAUUUAUUUCUAAUGAUCACCGUCACGUAGACACCGAGUUUGAAAUUUUCAAAAGAAAACACAACAAACAGUACGACGGUAUAAAUGAGCAUGGUAAUCGAAAGGAAAUAUUCCGUCAAAAUUUGAGAUACAUCCACUCAAUAAACCGAAAGAAUCAAGGCUUCCAAUUGGCAGUGAAUCAUUUGGCUGAUCGCAACGACACCGAGUUGAAAUACUUAAGAGGAAAGCGAUUCAGUCCAAUUUCUUACAACGGUGGACUACCUUUCCCACAUGACGUAGAAAAAGAGUCUGCUGCGCUACCAGAAAAUCACGACUGGAGACUUUAUGGUGCCGUAACACCCGUGAAAGAUCAGUCAGUUUGCGGAUCUUGCUGGAGUUUUGGUACAACAGGCGCAGUCGAAGGUGCUUACUUUAUGAAGUACAAAAAUCUGGUACGAUUGUCUCAACAAGCACUGAUAGAUUGCUCUUGGGGCUACGGUAACAAUGGUUGUGACGGCGGUGAAGACUUCCGAUCAUACGAGUGGAUCAUGAAGCAUGGUGGACUCCCUACUGAAGAUGAGUACGGUGGCUACAUUGGGCAAGACGGCUACUGUCAUAUUAAUAAUGUUACGUUGACUGCUAAGAUGGCUGGUUUUGUCAAUGUUACUUCUGGGGAUCCUAAAGCGUUGAAGGUCGCUCUUUAUAAAAAUGGUCCAGUGUCUAUUGCCAUUGAUGCUUCACAAAAAGCUUUCUCUUUCUAUUCUAAUGGAGUUUUCUACGACGCUCAUUGCAAAAAUUCAGUAGACGGUUUAGAUCACGCUGUUCUAGCAGUUGGCUGGGGAUCAAUGAAUGGCGAAGAUUACUGGCUCGUUAAAAAUUCAUGGUCUAAUUACUGGGGUAAUGAUGGUUACAUUCUAAUGGCUCAAAAAGAUAACAAUUGCGGUGUUUUAACAGCACCAACUUAUGUCAUAGCUGCGUGA
This is a messenger RNA of Cotesia congregata, 1709 nucleotides long. NCBI's taxonomy places the organism in Eukaryota, Metazoa, Arthropoda, Insecta, Hymenoptera, Braconidae. The record is from the annotation of a GenBank genome assembly.